Messenger RNA from Anthonomus grandis grandis, 2407 nucleotides. RefSeq names its product WD repeat-containing protein 75. Bases 99 to 2360 code for a protein of 753 amino acids. The record is from RefSeq and is a predicted model, not a curated record. Gene Ontology annotation, biological process: positive regulation of transcription by RNA polymerase I; positive regulation of rRNA processing. The transcript is spliced from 11 exons. Gene Ontology annotation, molecular function: protein binding; RNA binding. Lineage: Eukaryota; Metazoa; Arthropoda; Insecta; Coleoptera; Curculionidae. Gene Ontology annotation, cellular component: nucleolus.
AUGAAAAUACCUAAUAAAAUAACCUAAAAAAAAAAUUUCAAAAUAUAAAUAAUUUUUUCUUAUUUUUUUAAGGUAUAUUCGUGUAAACAAUAAACAUAAUGGAUAUUUCAGUAACAUUUAAAGGCGGAGGAUCAUUUGUAAAUUUAAAACCUGCAUUUUCAGCAACUGGGGACAAUGUUUUUGUGGCAUCCAAGAGCUCAAUUACCCAAUACAAUACAAAGACUGGGAAACAAGUGUUUGAGUACACAGGAUGGGAGAGCGAUAUUGUAGGCCUCAAUUUUAGUACCAUAAAUAAUUUAGAAUGUAUAGUAGCUUGCUCUAAAGAUGGUAAACUACUUGUAUGGUCCAUAAAAAAUAAGAUUAAAGUGGUAGAAUAUAAAAUUCCAAAAAAUACAAUUUUAUUCUUCAGUCUAUUAACUUCGAGUUUAACAAAUGGCUUGGACAUAUUAAUUGCCUACAAUACAAAGAAACGACAAAUAGGCUUUGCUGCCUUAAACACAAAAGAAUUAGAGCAGCAAAGAGUGUGUCUAAAAAUUACUAGAGAAGACUUUCAUAUAGAUGUAAGCAAGAAGAAUUUCUUUUCUGUAGUCUCCAAGAAUGUAGUUCAUUUUGCUACUUGGAACUCAGUAAACAUUAGUUUCUAUAACAUGGCUGAAAACAAUAGAAAUUUUACUUGUGUUGCAUGUCACUGUGAAGAACAAAUUGUGCUCACAGGAGAUGAUACUGGCAGAGUUAUUCUAUGGCAGAACAUUUUUAAGAAAAAAUCACAAGCCGUGUUUCAUUGGCAUACACUGCCAGUAAAAUGUAUAGCAUUUUCCACAUUGGGCAGUUAUUUUUACAGUGGAGCUGAUGAAUGUGUACUUGUAAAAUGGCAGAUUGAUAAUCCCAAUCAAAAGAAGUUUUUGCCAAGACUACCAGCAGGUCUUGUCCAAUUAGCAGUAUCAGAAAAUAAUGCAUAUGUAGCAGUUGCAACCUCUGAUAAUGCUAUAAGAAUAGUUGACUCUCAGAUGAACCAAAUCUGUGUGAUUCAAAAUUUGGUGUUGGGGAGCCACUAUGAAAGUGGAAUGAUUUAUGACCCAAUCACUAGAGCUUUAGUGAUGAAUGGGAAUGUGGGAUGCGUCCAGUUUUAUUCACCAAAUGAUAUGUCUUUGCUAUACAAUGUUGAUAUAGUCAAUCAGAAUAAAAUUACAAAUGAAAGGGAUUGUAAACUAGAAAAUACUGAUGUUAAAAAGAUUGCUUUAAGUAAAAAUGGAAAGUGGUUAGCUACUAUAGAAGAAAGAAAAGAAAAAAAAAUCUGUAAGGAAGUCAGGCUGAAAUUCUGGACUUUUAAUAGACAAAAACAGAUGUAUGAGUUAAAUACUUCAAUAGAAUAUCCUCAUGAAGCUACUAUAACAAGUAUAGCACUUCAACCAGUAACAUCAGAAGACAGUUUAAAAUGUAUUACUGUGGCGGAUGACAGAACUUUUAAAAUAUGGCAAUUAGGUGAAAUUAUAUCUGUUCAUAGAACAGGUUUAAUUUGGAAUUGCAUAAAUGUAGGAACAUUUAGGGAUAUUUCUUGUCAUGGUUUAUCAUUUUCCAUUGAUGGCUCUUUGUUUGCUGUUGGUUUUGAUGCUAUACUCACAAUAUGGGCUACAGAUGGUUGUGAAUUAAAGAGUUCCUUGAUACAUUCAAAUUUUAAGGAAAAAAUUAAUUUCAUACAAUUUGGACAAGGUAAUCAGUGCCAUCUGGUAGUGUCAGCGAGCAAAAAUCAGCUAAGUGUAUGGAAUAUUCUUUCCCUUACAAUUACUUGGGUUGUCAGUUUAAAAAAUAUUAAACUAUUAGUGUCAGAUCCGUUGUCCACUUAUAUGAUGGUUGUGUGCAAGUAUAAAAGCGAUCAAAGAACUUACAACAAAAUGAUAGUUUUUGAACCUUCUUCAUCAAAAAUUCUGUUUUCUACCAAGGAAAUUAAAGGAAUUUGUGAUAAAAUUAUAUCAGCCGCUUUUGUGCCCAGUGUCUACAGCAAUGACACUAGAUUAAAAUGGUACGAGAGGACCAAUUUAUAUUUUAUGACAAAUAAAAAUGAAUUGUACUGUAUAAGUAAAAGCGAGGAACCACGUCAAUAUAUGGAGGAUUCCAACCAAGAUUUGUCAGAAGAAAUGUCAGUGUUUAGCAAGAUGAAACCUCAUGUUGCCAUAAGUCAAGUUCAAAAAGCUUCAAAGUAUCAUCAGUUUACCAAGAAAGAAGGAGUAAUGACUUAUAGGGAGUUUCUCGAAACGCCAAUAGAAACUCUUCCUCCAAUCAGGUUAGUAGCAGCGUCCCUUCUUCAGAGUUUAGUUCUUCAGCGAAAACUAUCCACAAAUUUAUCAUUGGGUACUAAAUGAUUAUUCAUUAUUGUUUUGCUUUUUAAUAAAAAAAAGGUUUUAAUCAA